Molecule: messenger RNA, 1916 nt
Organism: Labeo rohita (rohu)
Lineage: Eukaryota; Metazoa; Chordata; Actinopteri; Cypriniformes; Cyprinidae
Gene: dda1
Product: DET1 and DDB1 associated 1
Exons: 5
Coding region: 248-562 (104 amino acids)
Biological process (GO): positive regulation of proteasomal ubiquitin-dependent protein catabolic process
Cellular component (GO): Cul4-RING E3 ubiquitin ligase complex
Source: RefSeq, a predicted model, not a curated record
GAGAGAGAGAGAGAGAGAGAGAGAGAGACUUGUCAGUCGGUAGCUGUGUUGUAGCAGAGGCUAUACUGUAGUUGUGUAGCUGCUGUAUAUUUGUUAUUUCUGUGUUCAUACAUAUUUCUGUGUUUUAGUGUCGCAAUCAGUAGUGAGAGGGAGUGUGUGAGUGAUACCGGCUUCAAAUCUCUGAUUUCUGUCAGUGUUCAGGCCUGUCUGAGCACAAACACACUUACAGGACUGAACUGACUUCACCAUGGACAAAGCAGAUUUCCUGAAAGGCCUACCUGUGUAUAACAAGACAAACUUCAGCAGAUUUCACGCGGACUCUGUAUGUAAAGCAUCGAACAGAAGGCCAUCAGUGUAUCUGCCUACACGAGAGUAUCCCUCCGAACAGAUCAUCGUCACAGAGAAGACAAACAUCCUUUUGCGUUAUCUUCAUCAACAGUGGGACAAAAAGAAUGCAGCUAAAAAGCGAGAGCAGGAGCAGGCAGAAGGGGAGGGCGGCAGUCCAGCACCUCCCCGCAAAAUCGCCCGGACAGACAGCCAGGAGAUGAACGAGGACUCAUAGAGUAACCCACCAUCCAACAGCACAAGAACGGACACAACAAGCCCAAACACCCGCACACCACACAGGAAUUUCAUCUCAGAAAGAAAGAAAUGGAAGAACACUUCUCUUACAGUGUGUUUUUUUUUUUUUUUUUUUUUUUAAUUUUACUGAGUGCUUCCUGAUGCAGUCAGUGCCCCUCACCCAGCCUGUCUGCCCAGUUAGAAACGUGUGGGGCGCGACGGGUUUCCACUGCCAGCUUUGACGAUUCAGCUGAACUCUGAACAGCGAGGGGGGCCGGGUACAGAGAUAUUCAACAAGCACAUAAAAACGAAUGUCUGCUAUGAGGACGUGUGUGAAAUUUUAAUUUGUUAGGACACUAUUAAUGCAGUGUUUAAAAGUUUAAAAACACCCUAGUAAUCUCAGCUGUGAAUUACUGCUUUCAUCAUAUACUCCGAACACAGGGUCUCGCUUCAGUGUCCAAAAAAGGGAAAUUUCAGAAAUGUACAGCCACGUUCGGCAGAUUUAGAUGUAGUUUUUUGUGUUGGUAAUGUGGCAGUCUUCCUAGCAGGUGCAUACUUGUGCAUGAAUGCACUGUUAGGACUGUUUUUCUGUCGUCACAGGUUGAGGAUAACAUUUCUGGUGAUGUGAAGAAAUACAAAUGUCAGUCUCUUUCCACUUCCCCCGUUGUCAUAUAGGUUUUCAGUGCUGUGUUCGUUCCAGAAUCAUAAAUGGAUCACUUGCCUUCAGAUGCCUGACUCGAUCUCUGACUUGAUCCCUGUGCGCCGAUUCAGUUUGCCUUCUAAAUAUGAUGGGGGCUUUCCAGGUUCCAGUUUAAUAGUGUCUCUCCUUUGUCUGGAUUUGUAGUUUCAUUUUGGAGUUGUUUUAAGGUGCUGCUAUGCAGCAGUUCCUGUCUCAACCUGCAGAGGGAGUUAGUGAGCUGUGGUUGUGGAUGGUUGGGUACAAUAAACAAGAGGAGCUUUACACAUGAGGCUUAAUACUUUCAGCCAAUGUGCGUUGAGUCCACAACAUAUUCUGUGUUUUCGCUAUGGCUGGAGACACGGUGUUAGGUUAAGUCAGCUGUUUCAAGUUUGUUAGUUUGUUCUUGUUGAAAAGAUGUAUUGAAGCCAUCAACGUUAACAAAAAAGAAUGCAUGCAACAUUUUGAGUAAAGGAAGCUUUUAAAACCUCUUGGGGGGGAAGUGUGCAGAAAGCAGCUCAUCUUGAGUCUAAAUCUAGCUGAAAGAGUUACAGCAUUACUUACACCUGCAUUUGUAUGUUCUUGUUCUUAUGAAGCCUUCCCAAAUUCUGUUCGAGGUCAACGUUUUUUUUUUUUUGUUUUUUUUUUUGAGAAUCAAUAAAAAUGAGAUUAAAAACUG